Molecule: messenger RNA, 14045 nt
Organism: Macrobrachium nipponense
Lineage: Eukaryota; Metazoa; Arthropoda; Malacostraca; Decapoda; Palaemonidae
Exons: 7
Coding region: 1-6726 (2241 amino acids)
Biological process (GO): G protein-coupled receptor signaling pathway; DNA integration
Cellular component (GO): membrane
Molecular function (GO): nucleic acid binding; G protein-coupled receptor activity
Source: RefSeq, a predicted model, not a curated record
AUGUCGGACUUUAAAGAGCAGUUUGAGCAGAAGUUGGACAACUUAUUACAGUCUAAGAAUGACAAUGUGGUCAUUCCUCGGAAAGAGAAACGUGCACAGUGGAUAGCUCAGCUGCUUAGAAUUGAAAAGGAAGGGACUAAAACCAGCGAUGACUAUAAUAUGAAAAAAAGAUUCGAAAUUCUCAGAGUUGGUGACGAUGACCGACUUAUUCGGAAGCGUAAAGGAUUGGACACUGAAUUUAAGUUUAUAGUGUGCUUUGAGGAAGUUCAUCAGGCCAUUUCGGUCGCGCAUUCAGCUUUGGGUCAUGGCGGUGAAAAGAAAACUUUCAAAGAAGGACAAAAAAAGUGGGCUAAUUUGACUAUGCAGUGCUGCCAGAUGUUCAUAAGUUUUUGCAUUGAGUGUCAAGAGAAGAAAAAACGUAGCGUACAUAAAGGUCUGGUGGUGAAGCCUGUUAGAAGCGAAACUAUUUUUUCUCGAUGCCAAAUUGACUUGAUCAAUUUUCAAACAUUACCUGAUGGGGAAUUUAAAUAUAUUCUGACCUUCAUCAACCAUUUCAGCAAGUUUUGUGUGCUGCGGCCCCUGACAUCAAAACGAGCUGAGGAGGUUGCUAACACGCUUCUCCCAAUAUUUUUGACCUUUGGCGCUCCCGUUGUCCUGCACUCGGAUAACGGGAGAGAGUUUGUGAAUGCCGUUAUAUCAGAGUUGUCUACGCUCUGGCCUGAACUUAAGCUCGUCACUGGUAGGCCGCGCCACCCACAAAGCCAAGGUGCAGUUGAAAGAUUGAAUGGAGUCAUUCAAGACAAAUUAAAAAUUUGGAUGCACGAAAACAAGUCCAGCAGGUGGAGCGUUGGGGUCCACUUUGUCCAGUGGCAAAUAAACAUUUCGGAACAUGAAACCAUAAAAACAAGUCCGUUUAAAGUCAUGUUCGGGAUCGAACCCAAGGUAGGCCUAGCAUCCACUGUUAUUCCACCUAAUAUGCUCGGCAAUAUAAGAACUGAAGAAUAUUUAGACACCAUCCACCAAAAUGAAGCCGAAGGGGCGGCUGAUGAAGAGGAACAAGAAGGAGAGGAGGAACAGGAAGGAGAAGAGGAACGAGAUGGAGAAGAGGCGCCGCAAUUCGCUGAAGCUCGGCAACUGGCUGCAGCCGGCCAAGAAAAAACCGCACUUAGAAUGACAAGGAGAGCGAAACACCUCUUAAGUGCCCUACAAGUGGGUGACAACGCGACGCUGAAAGUUCCCGAGUUUGAUCGUGGGCCGAGUGAGAGCAGGAACCUCCUGGUUGUGGUACUGCAGAGAGACGAGGACCUGUACCAGGUAGGCUGCAGAGAAGGACGCAUAACCACCCGGUACACGGCAACUGACAUGGACCCCGUUAAGGAGAAGCUCCUCACCCCAGAUGAGGUUCCCGACGUUGAAAUGGCUUUGAGAACCGCUGUAACCAGGUACACAGGAGGCCAAGGGGCCAUUGACUUCAAGCUUCCAAAGAAUAUGGUGCCUAUUAGGAAAGAAGAGAAGAUUUUGAAGAAAAUUGAUGUUGAUGAUGUUAAUAAUGAAUCUACAACCAUCAUGUCUGCCGUCCAAGAGGAUGCUGUUCUUGGUUCUUUGUUUAUUGUCAAUACAGGCAACAUGAAUGUUGCCCGCGAAACUUUGAUAGUGCAUUAUUCAAUCAUUCGUCCUGUUUGUGAGCUGUGGGUAUUAUCUUUAUGGUUAAUGUUCCUCAUUCCUUUAGCAGAUGAGAUGAACAAAAAUCGUGAAAGAUGGGGCAUGAUGCAGUGUCGUAAAAAUGUUGUUGUUCGUCUAGAAAUUGGUUCGUCUGGCCCCGAACAGGAGGCUAAACAUAAAACAGAAACAAUGAAAGGAUACCCUUCAAUUUCCUUUUACACAGACCCAAAAUCAAGAAUUGCUUGGAGCUCAAACAAAUUUAAGUUGCCAGAUAGCAAGGAGGUCACAUCUAAGAGCAGGGAGUUCACCCAAGACACGUGGACACCAUUAACAUCAUUGUUUUUGUUGUCUCAAAUGACAUCACGGAUGGUUUCCAUUGCAUCAUCUCUCCCAUCGGUUACAAAAGAAAAGGAUGAUUUUACCUUCCCUCCUAGCACCAAUUGCUGCAGCUCCAAAUCUGUCAUAUCCACAGCAUUUUCAUCACACUGGGAUGCACUUUUGCAGACGUCUGUCUCAACAAAUAUUUGCUGCAAUGAGACACUUUUGCUGUCAAGUACAGAGGUAACUCUAGAAAGGGGCUUUAAGGCAUGUAAUUUUGAAAAUGGACUAGAGAGCAGCCAUCAGUUUCAGUGCAUUUCAUCCAGUGUUCUAGAAAAUACAAACGAUCCACAAAAUUUUCUUUCUUUCCAAAGUACUCAGACAAAUAUAUUAUCCUUAUCAUCUGUAACUGGUCAGAAUCUUGGAAUUCAACCUUCUUUGCUGGCAACUCCUGUUCUCUCAUCUCUAACCCAAGAGAGCCGAACAGUAAUGUUACUUGACUCUUCGUUGAUUUACCAUGAAUAUGACCCAAUCUUGUCAACUUCUCGUUUCUAUGAAACCUUGCUAGAUUCGUCAUUCCAUAGCCAAUAUCCUUCAUCACUCUUAUAUACUUAUGGUGAUGAAAAACCAACUGUUCAUACUGUUGUAUAUUUAUCAUCGGAAAGUACGAUGAGCCCAACAGUAAGCUUUAGAUCAUUACCAACUUCAGUCAGUUCAAAUACAAAUUAUUCAUAUAAUUUAGUAUCUGUUGAUAUAUUUACCCAGCCAGAAACUUCAUCUUCUCUGCUCAAGCCCUUUGCAGUUAAGUCAUUCACAAUAAGUACAUCCUCAGUUGCUUUAACUGCCACAACCCUCCGCUCAUCACCUCCCUUGUAUGAUGGGUCUAGUGAUAUUGAACUAAAAACUCAGACUUUUUCACCACAGAUACAGUGCAGAACAUCUUUAGGUCGUAACUUGUACAAGAAUGCCAAGGAAGAAGGUUCUGAAAACUUACUGCAUCGCUGUUGGGACAUUUUGUGUUCUGAGGAUUAUCCUAUGAUUUAUUCCAGUCAUGUGAAACAGAGAAAAACAUACUGGUUUGAAAAAAGCACUCAAGCAUGCUACGACAGCUUAUGGCCUGCAGAUGGGAUGGAUUCAGGUCUCAGUAUAAAAGCUAAUAUUGAUAAAAAUUUUUCAUUUAUCAUUUUGAAGCCAUCAUGUGUACAGUCAAAAGGAUUUUCUUAUAUUGAAAAUAUUCAAGCUAACUUUCCAUUCUUGCCUUUCUCUUGUAGAAUCUACCUUUGUCAAGCUGGUGCAGACCUACUAUAUUAUGGAGGAAUCCCUGCUGUUCUUAUUCAGCCCUCAGUUCUGAAUGGAGAGAAUUUGUCUUCUUGUAUUACUGACUUACACAAGAAAUAUAAUGAUGACAAUUCAUUCAAGCCAGGGAGUGUUAGUGUUUAUUCUUUUGAAAAGUAUCCUUUGGAAUUUCCUUGUCCAACAACAGUUGUAUUUAGAGUUCACGAAUCUGGAACUCAUUUGAUCAUACCUUAUCGGGCUUCAUGGUGCCCACCCUUGAGUAGAGACACAUGGCAUGAUAUGUUUUUAUCUUUCUAUUUGCUUUUCCAGAGAGGAGAAGGUUACCGAUUCUUCAAAUGUUUAAGAGAUAAAAGCAGGCGUUGGGAAUAUCAUACCAAUAGGUAUACUAGUUUGUUUGAGUAUCUUUUAAAAAGGAAUAUCACAUUUCCUGAGCUGCCAGAAUCGUGCAUUGACUAUGUAUGUGACGAUGAAGUGGAGAUUACCCAUAUCAAUCAGCCUGGUGAUGAGAAGGAAACUUUUUGGUUGUCCUAUGUAAAAAACUGCUCCAAAACUUGGUGCACAUCACUGGCAAGUAAAGUUUUGCAGUGUCAGGAGCAGGCUAGUGGCACUGACAUUAAAGAUGUAGCUGACAUUUACUACCCUUCAAGGAAUGAAAUGAGAGAUUAUUUCUUGUACCUUACCAUGAGCUGGUCUUGCCCAAAUGGUAAUGGAGAGGGAGGUGAGGGACAAUUACGAGCGGAAGCCUAUGCAAAUAUAUGGUUAAAGAGCCCAACUGCAUCAUUCGCCUGUUCCGAGUUGCUAUGUACAGCUGCUGUUGAGCGCCGCAUUAAGAAUGAGAUUAUUGUACACCUUGUUAACCAUAACAAAACUGUUGAUGCAGCUGCUUGCUACAAAUAUGCUUCACCAACAGAUUACUAUUCAAGUGAAAUAAUACAAAUAUUUUCAUUCUCUGUAAAUGAGACUGAAAACAAAAUAUUAUUCAUAAUCACAGGGGAGGAUUUUGAUAGUAAAUCAAUUGGUCUUCUUGGGUCUCUUUAUUCAAGAUCAAAAUUAGAGCUUACAAGAUGCUGUGACAGAUUCCCAUUAGGAAUAUCAGCGUAUAAUUUUAAUGGAAUUAUGUAUUAUAGUUGUUAUAACAGUAACAUUUCAUUAAAGUUUCCCAAUUGCUUGGUAGCAAAUGACAUGUGGUCAGUAAUAAAAGUCAAAGAAGAGUUAUCUUUGGUUCUAUUCAGGCAAGGUGAAUUUCCUGAACACUUGAGAAGAUUUUUCGAAUGGCUAGCUUCUAUGGAUGCAAAACUUUCUAUAACUUCAAAGGAAUUGUUUCUAAAUUCAUUACCUUAUGGUAUUCAUGUAAUGCUAAAUAACGUCAUUUUUAUCUUCAAAUUUGAAGAUAAUAGACACCCUGCUUUUAUAACAUUCCUGUCAGAUCUACAAAAGACUGACUUUCACUGCAUCACCUCCAGCUAUUUUACUGUAUGUUCUAAUGGUAGUAGCAUAUUUCCCAAUUCUUGGCAUACUAAGGGGUAUCUCUUUAUUAUACACAAGUGUUCAGUUACUGUCAGUGAUAAGGAUAAGAUUGUUCUUUUGCUUUUAACGCAGUUCCAAGAUACAGGAUUUACAGUAGAUUACUUGUGUCAGAACAGCACCAUUGUUGUCAUAGUCCAAGCACCAUCUCAUCAAGUUACUUACACCACCAGCGGUUCUACUCUAGAAUCGGAAAAGGUUCUGCAAAUGCUGAAGACUGCAAGUCCUUCAUGGAUGUGGAAAAGAGAUGUAAUCAUCAAACCCUGGAGCACUUUAAUUUCAAAAGGCUGGUGUGUUCACAUUAAUGACCCAAAAUACAUUGAGCAUUACCUAGGAUUGGGUGCCUGUAUCUAUUAUUCUAAAAACAAUGUAUCCAUAUUUCUACAGGUACCAAGUCGGUUGUAUCACAUUGAUGUUUUUCCACUGACCGUUGAAAAUAAAAGUAAUGUUAUUCUGUCAGUUGCUGGCUUAAAGGGUCUAAUAAAGCGGCAUAAGACAGUAAUUGCCACAUCUUCUGAUGUACACAGCUCAAAAGAAAUACUCCUUCAUACUUUACAAAGAGCUCCUGUCUAUCCAGAGUUAACACAGUUCUAUUCUCAGAAUGAAGCAGGCACUCUGAAUUCAGUUAAAGUCUUUACACAAAUUGUGAUUAAAGCAAUACUCACUAACAAUAGCCAAUGCCUUAAUGACUUGAUUCAAAGAAAUUUCUUUUUUUAUCAGAGCGAUCAUAUAUCAAUAAUUGGGCCUAUUAAAAAGGAUUUCACAGAAAGCUCUUGCUUCCUUUCACUUCCUAUCAAAACCAUUGAUAUGCUACAAUUUUACCUGAGGCAGAACAUGACAACAUGCAAUAAAUUCUGGACUUCAUGCUACUUCAAUAUGAUUAUUACAUACUUAACUAGGCCACCUGUUGCUAUAGAUUGGGACUACUUGCCUCCAUCUUGUAAAGUCAAGGAAAUUAUCCUUCUAGCCAUUAGUAUUAUUAUUACUUUGGUAACAAUUACUGGCAACUUUUUAGUUCUAACUGUGAUUUUUAGAACAGAUCUAAUUCAAGAUGAAACUUUCCUAUUAAGGACAUCACUUGCUUUUGCAGAUCUAUUAUUUGGUAUUUUCCCUGCAGCCUGGUCUAUAUUUGAUCAGAUUUCCCUCAUAUUUGGGAAGGUCAGUCUGCAACAUUUUGACCCAAAUUCGAUCUAUGCAGGUUUUAGGCAAAUGAGUUUGGUACAGCCUGUGGGUUUUCAACAAAUAAGGUUUGAGAGGUAUGGAUAUUCUGUGCUGUCAUGCAUAAUGUUCAACAUUUCUGCAAAUGUGUCUCUGUUAACCCUUGCCAUGAUGAGUAUUGAAACAUAUCGGGGCAUAAUUUGUUCACCUCUAAGUCGUCGUCAGAUCUUGGGUGGUAUAUCUCUAACAUGGUUCAUAGGCAUUGUACUCUCUGUGCUUGUCAACAGGCGACAGGAUGGAUGGUCAUUCACUGGCUACUUUGACCCUAUCACAAAGUUAACGACUAGCAUGGGAUCAUCGGCACCUUCAGUGUCACUUGUUAUAUUCUAUGUCCAGGUGGUCGUCUUAGGUGUAGCUGCAUUGAUUAUUUUAAUUGUUACCACUAUUGCAUUGGUUAAAUUUUCUUACAGGAACCAUAAAACAAUGCAGAAGUUGACUAUUCAUUCAAAGAUCCGUACAGACAAGAACUGGAAAGCCACUCAGACUUUCCUUCUAAUGGUUGCUCUCUUUGGAGUUUCAGUCAUACCGCUGGUUGUGGAUGUGAUUUUGGACUUAGGUAACACAAAUCCAAUUGGCCAUUUCUUUGCUUGGUGGCUGUUUAUGGCUGGAACAUCGUGGAACUGGGCUCUUUAUUCAGCAAGAUCAAGCAAAUUUGCCCGUGAACUUCGGAAACUGUUGACAAGAAAAAGAACAAACGGUGAAAAAUGACAAAUUUUUUAAUCAUUUGUAUUUUUCAUAGCUAACAAACCUGAGGUCUUAACAAUAGAAUAUUUUCCAAGUGCCAGCUGGUAACCAGUUAAAACAAUCAGAUUGUAAAGUAAAGAAUCUGUGAGACCUGGUAACGCCUGCGCGUACGAGGUGAAAGCUGGUCAGAAAUCGUGUAUUCAACCUCGUGAUGCACCAGUCCUUUCCCAAUCCAGGAGAUAAGAAAAUGUAGAGAGGGGCGGCUAGCGGUGGGCAGUACACGUUAAGAACUCAGGUUUGUUGGCUAUGAAAAAUACAAAUUGAUUUUAAAAUUUGUCAUUUGUUCAUUUGCGGAACAAACCUUUGGUCUUAACAAUAGGAUAGACAUACUUGGAGGGAGGUACAGACAUCCUAAACUGGCUGGGAGUUAACCCACUUGACCACAUCCCAAAAAAAAAAAAAAAAAAAGUUCUAAAGGAGGUGGGCCAAUGCCCAUGAGAAGAUAGAUAAACUGAUAUCUAGCAACUCAGCUAUCUGGGUUGCAAUACAAUGAUAUAUGAGCAGGUUAAUGCAUCUAGGGAACUAAAGAAAAUUCUGACUGUUCAAUAACAAACCAUAUAAUCACCGGGGCCUGUUAUUACUCCUAACGUCCCCUUGCUAGAGAGCAGAGUAUUUGCUACUGAAUAGAGGGUUUGAUUAUUUCAAAAAUAAAUAAAGCAUAUGACGAGUCUAUUCCUCAACCUUCCAUAGGAAGAAGAAAGGAACAAAGAGAAAGAAAAACACCAGCCAACUCAUUCUUUCUUCCACACAAUCACCUUAGGUAAGAUACAAAAUUAAAUUGCCCGAUAAAGGGCAAUGGAUGAGUUACACAACUUGAUGGGUAGCCCAAGGAAAAUGCGUCCAUAGACUUGUGGGCAACAUCUCUUUAUUAAAUGAGGUGAACGUGGAUUGGCGCAACCAAAUACCAGCAUUCAAAAUUCUAUGAAUAGCAAAAUUUUUUUUAAAUGCCAGAGACGAACUUACACCUCUAAUGUCAUGCACUCUAGCCUGCAGAGACUCAGUGACAGAACUAUCAAGAGACGAAUAAGCCUGCUUGAUCGCCUCAUGUAUCCAGAAAGUGUUCUUUGAAACAAACAGCCUACCACACUCAGGUUUGAGAUGUCGAGUCCUUUUAAGAUAGCAACGUAGGGCUCUGACAGGACACAACUAGAGCUCUUGUGGGUCUUUGUCCACAAAGUCAUUCAAAGAUGGAAUGAAAAAAAAAAAAAAAAAAAAAAAAAAAAAAAAAAAAAAAAGGAGGCAAAUCUGUCAUGUACCGAGGAUUCUGUUUUGUUUGUAUGGUGUUUUUACAUUGCAUGGAACCAGUGGUUAUUCAGCAACGGGACCAAUGGCUUUACAUGACUUUCGAACCACGUCGAGAGUGAACUUCUAUCGCCAGAAAUAAACAUCUCUUACCCCUCAAUGGUUUGCCUGAGAAUCAAACUCGCGACCACCGAGGUGGCACGCCAACACCAUACCAACCAUCCCACUGAGGCGCUCCGAAGGGAUUCUGGGUCUUAGCCACAAAUUCUGGGACAAAUUCGAAGCUCACAGACCCCCAACCCCUGGUAUGUUUCAUAUCAUAACUUAGGCCAUGAAGCUCCCCCCCCCUCUCUUUGAAGAAGCCAAUGCCAAAAGGAAAACUGUCUUGAGGAUCAAGUUUCUGUCCGAUGAGUGACACAAAGGCUAGAAAGCAGCUCUAGUGAAACUUCUAAGGACAAGUGAAACAUCCCAUGUCAGAGCUUAAGUUCCCUUGGAGAACAGCUCUGUUCAAAACCAUUGAAUAACAAGAUCUCCCAGGAUGAAGAGAUAUCUACACCUCUUGGACGCAAUACCAAGCUCAACGCCGCUCUGUAGCCCCUGAUAGCAGAAACUGAGAGGCCUUUUUCAUCCCUGAGGAAGACCAAAAAAUCUGCUAUACGUUGAACAGAGGUUUGAGUGGAGAGAAACCCCGUCAGUGACACUAGUUAGUAGUAGAUUGCCCAUUUUCCCUAGUAAACUGUUGAUGAGGACUUCCUGAGAUGACUGGACAUACAUCUUGCUGUUUCCUGAGAAAAACCUCUUGCUCAGAGGAGAUACUUGAUAAUCUCCAUCCAUGAAGAGACAGGGAUUCUACUGACUGGUGAAACCUUUCAACGUAAGGCUGGCGGAGAAGUUGCCACCACGGGGGAAUCUCUUGGAGCCUCUGACAGAAAAGACAGCAGGUCCGGAAACCAUUCUGCCUGCAGCCACAGAGGAGCUACCAGUGUCAUCCUUAGAUUUUGAGAACUCAUCACCCUGUUCAGCACUUGAUGGAUCAGGCAAAACAGCAGGAAGGCAUACACUUUUAGGUUGUCCCAAGGGUGUUGGAAAGCAUCCUCCGCCAGAGCUAGAGGAUCUGAAACCACCAAACAGUAAACUUCUAGCUUUCUGUUGAAGCGAGUUGCAAAGAGGUCCAACAUAGGCCUCCCCCAUACCUGAAAAUGCCUGUCUGCCACAACUUGAUACAAAGACCACUCUGUGCCCAGGAUCUGGUCCCGAUGACCCAGCUUGUCAGUGACCACACUCUUAUUGCCUGGCAUGUAUCUGGCAGAGAGCUCCACCAUUGUUUAUUGCCCACUGGUGUAACUCGGCAAUCAAUGAUUGGAGCUGGUGAGACACCAGACCCCCUGUUUGUUCACAUAAGUGACCACCAUGUUGUCAGACAUCAGUACUACAGUGUGACCCUCUACCUUCUCCCGAAAAUCCUUCAGACCCAGAAAAGCUGCCUUCAACUCCAAAACAUUGAUGUGUAACAGCUUGUCUUCCAUACUCCAAACACCUGAUGUAAUGAGGUCCCCUAGAUGUGCACCCCAACAGAGGAACGUUCUGAAGAGAGGAAUCUCCUGGCGGGGACCAAAAGUCUUUAGAUCUCCAUUGCAGAGACCGAAGAUGUAAAUAACCAUGAGAGACCAACUUCUCGAGAGAAGACAAAAUCCUCAGAAUAACCUGCCACUGGUGAGUUGGCUGUCCUGGCUGUAUAGGAACUUUAUAGGAACUUGUGUGCCACUACCCACAACUUCUCCAACCUCUGGUCCGAUGGAGAAACUGUCAACGCUGCUGUAUCCUAAACCAUACCAAGAUAAAGAACAUUCUGGCUGGGAUCGCGAUUCAACUUCUCUAGGUUUACUACAAUGCCUAGCACCCAACAGCAGCUUUUUCCUGGAACUUGCUAAGACAAGCCAGUCAUCAAGGUAUCUCAACAGGCAAAUCCCUUGAGCAUGAGCCCAUGUCAAGACUAGGGAGAGGACCCUUGUGAACACCUGAGAGGACAUGGUCAACAUGAAGCACAGGACCUUGAAUUGGAACAUCUCUCCGAGAGGGAAGCAGAGAAACUUUCUGGAUGAAGGAUGGACAGGCAUCUGAAAGUAAGCAUCCUUUAAAUCUAUUGACAGCAAAAAGUCAUCCCUCACUGCUGCCAACGAUGUCUACAGCAUCUCCAUCUUGAACCUUGUCUUCCAGACAAAAUUAUUCAAGGUGGAAAGGUUGAUUACUGACCUCCCGUCACUUUUGGUACCAGGAAAAUGCGACUGUAAAACCCUGGAGAAGGACACAUUCCUUCCUCUAUCACACCUUUGUCCAGCAUUUUCAACACUUCGGAGAGUGGUAAGAAUAAGUCUGACUGAGAAAUGGCCUGUCCGAGAGACGGGGAGAGAAGUCGAAUGGCAGUAGAUAUCCCACCCAUAGAACAUCUACUACCCACUUCUUCACUCCAUAAUCUCACCACUUGGCCCAAUGGCCUGCCAGGCAUCCCUCUACACGUGGCAGGAGGGAGAGGCGCCCACUCUAUUGGCGACCCCUUCUGCCCCUUCCUCUAGAGCCCCUCCCAGGCUUGUAGGGACGGGAUUGAAAGGGACGCUGCUUGCUAGACUUAGCCUGAGAGGAGGACUGAGGGACCCUAGCCAAAGCAAACCCUUAGAUGGCUUAACAGGUGAUCUUCAUACCUGUCUCUGAGGAGGAGGAGGAGGCGGGCGAUGUAAAUGUGCCUCUGACUUGGAAACUGCCUGAUGGACCAACCUGUCCUUGGUAUCCGCCCGUCACCGGUCAGUCGCUUUUUUAAACUCAGUUCUCGGAAACAGGAACUCCGAAUCCAGAAGAUCCUCAUUCCUGAGCUUGCCACCUUUGACAAAGCUACGUCUCUCCUGGCUAGUAGAAAGUUGGCCCAUAAGUUUGAACUAAGAUGGCCCAGAUAAGAAAAUCCUUAACCACUGGACUACAAUAGUCUAGUGAGAGAAGACGAACUCACUAACCCUUUUACAGACCUAUCUGAAGCAAUCUUGGCCAUUAAGUCAAGCCAUGAGACUGUCUGGAAGAUGGAAGCCACCAUACUCUCCAUAGCUAAGGCUUCCUGUGAUGACAAGGAAGGACCCUCUGACACCAAAGCGUUCACAUGUUGUAAGAUGGGCUGAGCGUGGCCCGAUGGGGAGUUCAAAAGAAGUCUUAGGAUCCUGACUGGCACCCAGCAAGGCUUCUAAGCAUGUAAGAUGUAGGUGUGAUUGAAGACUGAGCUUGCAUUCCACAUUCAUGAUUGUUGAACCCACAUAUGAGAUCAACAACCUCCGCAAAGGCAGACAAUAACUCUUGUCUCCCUCCUCUUGCUCCGGCAACAGUGACCGACAACAUGAAGAAGAAGGUUUGGCAGUAACGUCCUCCUUUUGUAGCAGCACUGAUGAAGUUUCACUAGAGAAUCUAGCUUUCUGGACAUUAACAGUAGGGGAGACGCCUGUAACAUUAGCAGAUCCAUCUAUCAAAGGCUCUUGAGCGUUAACCGGCAAUGAUACUAGAGAAUGGUCUCGGCUCAAACUGUGUACAGACUCGUGUGAAAAACCAUGUACACCGUCUGUGAAAAGAUCAAGUACAUGUCAAGCGAAACAAGUACGUGUUCAUGGGAAGAACAGCGUACAUGGCCGCGUGAUGAGAUGAGUACACGUCCAUGAGACAUCAACUAAGCACGGUACUGAGACCAAGAACGUAACCAAAGAGAGCUUCUUGAAGGUGACCGAUUCUCAUGAUCAAGACUUCUUUCAGGUGAACGAGGAACCCGUCCGUGGGCCAAGGAAUCCUUACACUCUCGGCCGUCCACCACAGUUUUGUCGAGUGACGAAUCUUUACACACAGCUUGGAUCACUUCCGUUUCUGCAACUUUUGCUCUUUUAAUCGGCACCAGAACUGAGGCAGAUGAAGAAGGAGCACCUCCAAAAUCAUUAGCACACACGUGCAAGCCUGAAACACGUCCGUGUACAGCAGAUGAUGGAUGACUUAACUCUCAUACUGUCACAUGCAGAGACACACAGCCUUGAAGAGAAGAUAUAGACGCAUUACCAGCAUACAUAGGGGAGAUCUGACCAUGUAACGAAGACGAGAAUGACUCCUCUCCGCAGAUUCCACUGUCAAUCCCACGAAUGCUAACAUGCGAUGGGGAAGUACGACCGUGUGGGGCAGCUGGCGAAGCGCUCCUCUCACCUGCAUAACCACGGACGUGCGUAGGGGGGACACGGCCAUGAGAGGCAGAAGGUGAUGCACUCUCUGCUCGCAGAAGACAGAAUCACAAAGUCCUUCAUCCUCCAAUGUCUGUCACAGUUUGAGAAGGUGCUGGGAGUGAUGUCAUGACCUCCCUAUGACCAGAGCUACUCAAUGGUCUCACAGGCGGAGGAAUAAGGUGAUACCCAGGGACCAUAAGCGAUGUUCCACAAGAUGAUUGCCCGCAAGAGCCAAUGUAGAGAUGUCCAGGGGGAGGCGGAAGAGCAGUGGGGGCUUGGGGGGGAGCGAGCCUCCAAGAAAUGCAGCAACAAACCCUCCAAGAAGGGUGAACCCUAUAGCCCAAGCAACACCCAGCCUGCCGCCAUUUUGGAUGACUCCGAAUCUGAAAUAAAGGAAUUAGAUGAGGCAGCCUCCUCCCUCCCGGGAAGAAAAUUGGAACUCGAGGUAGAGGGGCAUCCAUUACACAUAUCACCCUGAGGCACUCCCGAUACUUCCAUCAACGAAUCAGUGGAAGAAAAGGAAGGAGACACAGGAACACCUGAAUUAGCAUCAGGAAGAGUGAUUUAGGGAGAAGGAGCAGCCGAAUGGUCCAGACAAGGUGAAGAAAACCCCUCCCAAGAGGAAAGAGUCAAAACUCUGCGAUGUUCCCUCUUCCUAAAAAACAACCACCACUGUGACUUAGGCCAGGCACGACAUUCCAGGCAGGGAUUCGUCACCGUGCAAAAGUUAGCUCUGCGGAUCUGUAGCUGACAACGCCAAAAACCUAGAGCAUGAGAACCCCUGAAUGCCCGGUACAUGCGUUGACAAGGCCGUGAAGACUUGGGGGAAGCCAUACCAACCAACAAACACACACACACCAAACACACUGAAAACAGAACAUGGGCAGAAAAAACUGGCUUGGAAAAAGAGCAGAGCAUAAGUAUCAACUCCCCAAGGCAGUUAGGAAAAGACUGGUGCGUCACAAGGUUGAAUGCGUGAUCUAAGACCAGUUUUCAUCUCGUAAGCACAGGCAUUGCCAGAUCUCACAGAUUCCUUGCUUUACAAUCUCUGAUUGCUUUAACCAAUUACUAGCUGGCGCUUGGAAAAUAUCCUAUUGUUAAGACCGCAGCUUUGUUCCGAAUAUGAACAAAGACAGUAGUAGUUAAAGCACCUUUGUGACUAAUCCUUGUGUUGGAUUAAGCUUUGAUCGUCCUUUGGUGGCCAGUUUGAUCGGGUAUGUGUAUCUGUGCAGACAGACCACUUUUUUUAUUACUAAAAAGUAUUCAAGUGGUCGGCUUAAAAUGUUAUCCGCACUUAUGCAUUGAAAAACAUUACUAAAAAAAAAAAAAAAAAAAAAAAAAAAAAAAAAAAAAAUUUAAGCGCAUGGUAACUGGGCAUGUACAACUGGUACAGUAUAUGUACUUCUGACAAUGAUCUGCACAUGUAUCUCAUUGUCUUGUUUUUAACCAUCUCAAAGCUUGGAUAGCUUUAAGAGGAUUAUUCAAUUUCUCAUACAUCAGAUUACAUAAUGGUAAUGCCAAAUUAAUGUUACAGAUUUUGGUUAUUUCAGGUUAUAAAUAUAAGUCACCAUUGAUCACUGUUUAUUUAGCAAAAUUUAAGAUAUUAAGGCUUCAACAUGGAACCAAUAUCAUUUAGUAUACAUAUAUCUGACUUCAAUAUAAAUUUUAUCCUUUAUAACAAUAUAUAUCUACUAUGACUAUUUAAUGAGACGUUACAUUCAAGACUAUUAUUUUUAGUAAAGUUUCUAAAUUAAAUAUCACUUGUCAAAUUUCAUUAUAUAUAUAUAUAUAAUAUAUAUGGUAUAU